Hippoglossus stenolepis (Pacific halibut) is the source of this 3272-nucleotide messenger RNA. It is a transcript of the gene poldip2, whose product is annotated as polymerase (DNA-directed), delta interacting protein 2. The transcript has 11 exons. Gene Ontology annotation, cellular component: nucleus; mitochondrial nucleoid. Bases 49 to 1176 code for a protein of 375 amino acids. Gene Ontology annotation, molecular function: DNA binding. Lineage: Eukaryota; Metazoa; Chordata; Actinopteri; Pleuronectiformes; Pleuronectidae. Gene Ontology annotation, biological process: error-free translesion synthesis. The record is from RefSeq and is a predicted model, not a curated record.
GAUGUCCAUUAGUGUGUGUGAGCGUGCUAUGGUGUCAGGGCAGGAAAGAUGGCGGCCUCUGCGCUCCGCCGUGGCUUGUGGAGCACUGUCAGUAAAUACAACAGGAAACACACCCACAGAAUACUGAGCGUGGCGGACAGCAGCAGCGGCUUCGAGGCGUUCAGACAUCGGCCACAGUGCCGGAGCUGCGGACUGACCGGCGGAGCUCCGCUGGUGAGGUUCAUGUCGUCACGGCCUGAGGGGAAGGUUUUGGAAACAGUCGGAGUGUUUGAGGCUGUGAAGCAACAUGGCAAAUAUGAAACGGGACAACUGUUUCUCCACAGCGUGUUUGGCUACAGAGGCAUCGUCUUGUUUCCCUGGCAUGCCCGACUCUACGACAGAGACAUCACCCCUCCCGUGUCUGACAGCAAACCUGAUCCACCAGGAGGCCACGGUUCCAAAGAGGUUAAGGGGAAGACUCACACCUAUUACCAAGUCUUGAUUGACACUAGGGACUGCCCUCACAUAUCUCAGAGGUCUCAGACAGAGGCAGUAACGUUUCUGGCCAACCAUGACGACAGCAGAGCCCUGUACGCCAUCCCAGGUCUGGACUAUGUGAGCCAUGAAGACAUCCUUCCCUACAACUCCACAGAGCAGGUCCCCAUCCAGCAUGAGCUGUUUGAGCGCUUCCUCAUGUACAACCCAACAAAAUCUCCUCCAUUCACAUCCAGAGACACCCUGAAGGCGUGGCAGGAGAAAAACCAUCCCUGGCUGGAGCUCUCAGACGUCCACAGGGAGACCACUGAGAACAUCCGAGUCACUGUCAUCCCCUUCUACAUGGGCAUGAGGGAGGCCCAGAACUCUCAUGUUUACUGGUGGCGAUACUGUAUCCGUCUGGAGAACAUGGGCAGUGAGGUGGUUCAGCUGAGAGAGAGGCACUGGAGGAUCUUCAGCCUGUCAGGAACUCUGGAGACGGUCCGAGGACGAGGAGUCGUGGGCAGGGAGCCGGUGUUGUCUAAAGAGCAGCCGGCCUUUCAGUACAGCAGCCACGUAUCUCUACAAGCCCCCAGUGGUCAUAUGUGGGGGACGUUUCGUAUUGAAAGGACUGAUGGCUCCCACUUUGAUGUUCGCAUUCCUCCUUUCUCCCUGGAGAGCAACAAAGACGACAAAGCGCCCCCAGCUGGCUACACAUUCUAACUGCGAGUAGUCACCUCCCACCUGUGACAACCAGAUGCGCCAUUAGUCUUGGACAUGCCUGGGUUUUCUAAAAUUGUCCUUCCUCUGUAACAUUGCCUCAGCCUUCAGCGUCAGACUAGCGUGAGUCAGGUUAUGCAAAGGGUAACUAUUGCAUUUUCUAGGUCAUCCAAAUGCAGGCCCACCUUGCCCUUUUUCUGUCUGAGUGCACCCAACAGCAGUAUAACAUUUAUUAAAUCAUAUAGAGUAGAAAAUGGAUGCGCCUUCACUCUGUGAUGUGUUUGAAGACAUGCACAGUGUAGUGGAUGACAAGUGGGAGACAGGGAGGAAGAGUUGAGGCUGGAUACCUCAAAUCAACCAGAAAGCAGAUUUUGACUUUAAUUAACUAGACUGUAUAGUCUCAAAUUAGCUCAUAGUCUCAUUUGCCCCGCCCCACUUUCAUAAUGACCCGAAGUUGUUUAUUUUACACUUCAUAUCAUAACAUCAAAGGUCUCUAACUUUGUGUUUUAUGCCAUUAAUGUAUAGUAGAACUGUUUGCAGAGCUCUUUGCCCUGCUCUCUCUCACAGUCAGACUGGCUAUCAGCAGAGCCGUGUGAAAUCCUGCCAUGUUGGGGGGCCGGUCAGCCAUCAAAAAAAAACAUUUAGUUUCUAGCUGUCCUCAGACUUUGCAUAACAUUCCGCUUUAGCUAUGUCGUUCUUUCCACAGCCAUCUAGUUCUCGGUGGGCGGGCAGACCUCAACCUACCCUUUGUUUAUCUAGCUGAUGUGCAGGAGCGUUUACUUUAAACAGGUGUUCAGUUGGCUCAUAAUAAUCCCCUGACCUGCAGCUACCACCACUGUUGGAAACAACCAUCCCUGAAGCUACAUGUUAAAAACAUAUCCUUCCAUUGAUGUUGGGAUUUAUGAAAACAUUACAUGACUUUUGUCCUGGACCCUGUUUUCCUGUCAUGUUUUCUCAUCAUAAAACUAUACUAUCACACAUUAGACCUAUGGAUUAGACCUUGGACACUUACGAAAGGGACAACUUAAUACAGGAAUAGUUAAAGUGCAGAGGUAUUUAUGUCUGACAACACUGAAGCACAGUGGAUUAAGUUAGGAUCUGUUUGACACUGAAUUGAAAAAGACUCUUAAAUGUCAAUGUGAAUUCAUUAAAAAUGAUCUUAAGUCAAAUUAUAUAACUAGAAUUUUCAAUGUAUGACACCUUUGGCAGAACAAGCCUUGAAUCUGUGUACAGAGGUUUGUAUGUGAUUUGUGGUGUUGUUUUGAAGCCUUCCAGGACCUGCUGUAAAGUAGCAUCUCUAUGCUGCCACCAACAGGCUUGAUGCUGUGCACACGUCUUAAUGGACCGAUUGCAGAGAUGGAAAAAUUCCCAUGUUAUCUACUAGUGAGAAUUCUCAUCAUAGGACAGCUUUAGAUGGUAUAAUGGUCAAGUUGCCUUGAGGGUUAAUUUAUUUAUUCAAUUUUAGUUCAAUGACAGUGAACAUUAGCUGAUGUGAGGCACCCAUGUUUGUUUUUCUUCAGGCACUUGAGUUUUCUUAAGCUCCAUGUUGGGUAUCAAUCAUUGUGUUUUAUAAAAAUAGUGUGUCACAGAUAAAGAAAUGAGUAAACCAUUGAUUCAUUUUAUAUUUGUCCUUAAUUUAGAUUUUUUUUAUAGACAUCUGGUUCAUCUUUGACAUUUAAGUCCUAUUUUUUUUUACAGUGCUCCUAAUACAAUCCAGAGAUUUCUUGGAAAAGAGUGGAAGUCAGGUUUUCGUUGUCAUUGAAUAGCAAAAACACCACAACAUUAAAUAGUUAAGGCCAGCAGUGGGCUGCCAGUGUUGUGGUUAACUGGAGAACUGAGUGUGUGACAUGUAUAUCUUCCUCUCUGCUGUCUGCUCCUUUGUAAAAACCUGAAUGUCUUUCAUUGAGGCUGACUGUUUGACUUUGCAAGCUCUGUGACGAGAGAAGUUAUGAGCCUAAAAAUCCUCACCAGAAGAGUCAGAACACAAACUAACAUUGUUGGUUUGAUAAGUGAUUAGAAGCAACUUAAAUGGUUGAAAUACAACUGUAAAUAGAGAUGUAAUUAAAGGCUACACAAAUAAAUAUACCUUUUGAAAAAUA